CAUCUCUACUUAAGGUCCCUAACAGGAACUUACCAGUUACCAAUAUUCUGAGGAUAGAAAAGAAUAUUUUUCAGAAACCUUUAAGAUUGUAGAUUUACAAUAGAUACCAAGAUGUACAAAAGUAUUAUAUAUAAUGAAGCCGAUUUCACUUCUGAGAUUUCCCUUUAACCACAGUUUUAUAGACUUAUGAAGGGUAAAUGUCUGUUCCGAUGACAACCUUGAAUUAUAAACUAUAUAUAUUAUGAAAUCAUAUAUAUAGCGAGACCGGAAUCAUGGACGAUUAUAAAUCCGAAGAUUCAUCUGAUAUUUAUAGCCAGUUUGCAUUAAAAUUUCCUCAGUCAGCAGCGGAGUAUAUUAUUAAAAAGUUGAAAGAACUCAAUAAAGAUAACGAGAAUGAUUUAUUUGACUUAAUGGUGGAUGCUGGUUGCGGAAGAGGCGAAUUUUCAAAACCGUUUUUAAGGUACUUUCGUUCUCUGGUCGGUUACGAUAACAGUGAAUUUCAAAUAUACAAAGCGAAAAAAUGUGGGGAGAUGGAGAUACGAAAAUGACUUUUCAUGUUGCUGAUGAAUACAAUAUUCCAACUCCAGAUAAAUCUGUUGAUCUAGUCAUCUGUCACGAUGUCGUUCAUUAUAUGAAUUUUGAAAUAUUCAUGAAAGAAUGCAAAAGAGUUUUAAAAAGUAGUGGGCUUAUUGCGCUAUCCGGAGCAGAUAAUACCCAACUUUGGGCCAAAAAGGCAGAAGAUUGUGACAUUUCCUUCGUAUCUGCAAUGAACGUAUUAGAAAAAUAUUAUCUGUCGCCAACUAGGCAAUAUCAAAUUGACAUCGACCAUCCAGCUUCCCAAUGGGCACUGAGAUACAGUGACCUAUACGAAUCAGUUGUGGGAUUCAAUAAGCGCCGUGGUGAAGACAUUGAUACGGAACUUGCUGUCACUCUGGAGGAUAGGAAAAAUAUUAUGUUUCGAAUUCCUCUAAAUCGGAGAUAUUCAAGAUAUGCACCGUGUGACAAAUCUAUUAUUAAGUUGAGCGUAUAGUUGAAAUUAGUGAAAAAAUAAGUCCCAUGUUAAUGUAAGGUCUGUACACUUCUUUUCAUUGAAUCCUUCGGGUUACAAGC
Molecule: messenger RNA, 1110 nt
Organism: Styela clava
Lineage: Eukaryota; Metazoa; Chordata; Ascidiacea; Stolidobranchia; Styelidae
Source: RefSeq, a predicted model, not a curated record